AAAAAAAAAUAGAAUUGAAUACAAUUUGCUUGCCUUGUCAGUGAAUUUACGACUGAUCUUUUGCUAAUCUUAUCCUAUUGUCAAAAACUAGAAGGUUCGUAAUGAUCAAAUAUCCGAUUUUAUCUGAAAAUAUAAUCUAAUUUGUGUCUAGUGAGUCCCUAAACUGUAAAAUAAACAUUAUGAAUAACUAAUUUAUAACAAAACUAGCAUUAGAAAAUUAAACAUUGGCCUCCAAAACUGUGAUGGAAUCUUUUCUCGAUAUUAUAAACAGACGAAAAGAGUCUACGGUAGAAGGAUACAAAUGAUUCGGGUCGCCUGACAUAGUUAACUGCCACGCGAAGUACAAAUUUAGUUGAUCCGCGAUCAACUGUGCUCACUCGCUGGUGACGGUGUCAUGAGCACAAACAACAAGAGACGCGGAGCGAGCGGUUCCAGUUGUGCUAUCCCUGGAGUGGCCGCACUCGUCAACGUCCCCACCGCGAUGUCUUCUGAUCUAGCGUCGCUGUUCGAGUGCCCGGUGUGUUUCGACUACAUCCUGCCGCCGAUCCUGCAGUGUCAGAGCGGGCACCUCGUGUGCUCCAGCUGCCGGCCGAAGCUGUCCUGCUGUCCGACGUGCCGCGGACCCCUGGGAAACAUCCGGAAUCUCGCAAUGGAAAAAGUAGCCAGCAAUGUUAUGUUCCCGUGCAAACAUUCCAACACCGGCUGCACCGUCACCCUAGUUCACACAGAGAAAGCCGAGCACGAGGAGGCCUGCGAAUUCAGACCGUACUCGUGUCCGUGCCCCGGAGCUUCGUGCAAAUGGCAGGGGGGCCUUGACCAGGUCAUGCCUCACCUGAUGAUGUCCCACAAGAGCAUCACUACAUUACAAGGAGAGGACAUCGUGUUCCUGGCCACCGACAUUAAUCUCCCCGGAGCGGUGGACUGGGUCAUGAUGCAGUCCUGCUUCAAUCACCACUUCAUGUUAGUAUUGGAAAAGCAAGAAAAGUUUGAUGGCCACCAGCAAUUUUUUGCUAUAGUUCAACUCAUAGGAUCUCGCAAGGAAGCUGAGAACUUCGCAUAUCGAUUAGAGCUGAAUGGUCACAGUCGAAGAUUGACGUGGGAGGCCAUGCCGCGCUCCAUACAUGAGGGAGUCUCCUCUGCCAUUAUGAACUCGGAUUGCCUAGUAUUUGAUACGUCUUUAGCUCAGCUGUUCGCAGACAACGGCAACCUCGGUAUAAAUGUCACAAUUUUACGUACCAACAGCAUGUAAGGUCCGCUCAGUAGAAACAGGAUUAGAACUCAAUAAAUUAUAAAAUUUAGUGGAAUAUUUUUGUGGAAAUGCAUUCAUACCAAUAUGUUUAUCAUGAUUGUGAUUUGUGAGCCAACAAACACUUUCUUACUUCUAUUUUAUUGUAUUUAAAGGUGUGUUCAAUUUUAGUGAUAUAAUUUUAGUAGUCAAAAAACUAUGGUGGAAUAUUAAUUUGGGACAUUUUCCACAUCUCUCAAAAUGUGGCAGUACACUCGGCUGGUUCAUCAUGUGUUGCAAGAACUUCAAAUUGUCAAAUAUUACUUUUUAUCAAUACAUAAUAGGUGUUCACAAGUAAAUAUUCUGUGAAAAAUUCUACUGUGUCUCAUAACAAUGACUACAAUGAUGAAGAUAAUUUUAAAAGCUGAAUACUUUUCGUUUGUAUCUUGUAGUUUUUGUUGUCUUAGGUUGUGUAAUAAAUUAUUUUAAUGGAAUUGUAAUUAAGAAUUUAAGAAUACAUCAAGCACACGAAAGCUAGAGUGAAAAUGUUAUAAUUUUUGUAGGCAGCUGGAACGGUUUCAGAAAAUUUGAUUUAUGCCACCAGUUAUUCCAAACGAACAAAUAAUGAUAAAUGAUAUGUAUAUACAAGUGAUUAUAUUAAAUUAAGGAUGUAUUAUGAUUUGUAACAGUGAUAAUAUUAUAUCACUGUAGCUCUUAACUAUACGACUGAUUUAGAAAUGUAUUGUCAAAUGUGCGGGAUUCUUUAAGUAUUUAUUUCAUCUAAAAAAGAUUUUUAAUUUUCCAAAAAGAUCCCAAAUGGCAAUGGUGAUAUCCACCUCUUCAGAGUUUUACUAUACCUUACCAUGCAGGACAUGUUGCCAAAUGUAUGGAUGUUUAUUCUAUAGUUUAAAAAAUGUGGUGAAAUUAUAUACUGUAUAUGGAUAUUGGAUACUAAACCCAAGGAAGGUUCAGACAUAAUUUCAGCAUAUAUGUAUCUACGAAAUACUAUAGGAACCAUCUCUAAAAAUAAUGGAAUAUUGAGGUGUUCAACCUGCAUGGUGGUGAGGGGCCUUGCACGGAUUUGCCAACAUUAU
This is a messenger RNA of Aricia agestis (brown argus), 2319 nucleotides long. RefSeq names its product E3 ubiquitin-protein ligase SIAH1A-like. Gene Ontology annotation, biological process: multicellular organism development; proteasome-mediated ubiquitin-dependent protein catabolic process. Gene Ontology annotation, molecular function: zinc ion binding; ubiquitin conjugating enzyme binding; ubiquitin protein ligase activity. Gene Ontology annotation, cellular component: cytoplasm. Lineage: Eukaryota; Metazoa; Arthropoda; Insecta; Lepidoptera; Lycaenidae. The transcript has a single exon. The coding region runs from base 395 to 1249 and encodes 284 amino acids. The record is from RefSeq and is a predicted model, not a curated record.